AUGCGGGUCAGAAACUGUUCAUCACCUCCAGGUGAAUGUGAGAGUGUGAGAGUGGCGCCCUGCUGCUGCCUCUCACAGCCCUCUGAGAAGAAGGGAGGACCAGAACCUAAUAUCACUUUCAUCACUGAAGACUUCCCAUCUGAUCCGGUCCGUCCAGGAGACUCAGGGACUCUGCGGUGUUCAGUCCUCUCAGUCUCUGAGAGGAGAACGUGUCCAGGAGAACCGAGUGUGUUCUGGUUCAAAGCCGGAUCAGAUGAAUCUCAUCCCAGUUUAAUUUAUGCCCAAAGAAGCAACAGUGCUGCAUGUGAGAAGAGUCCUGAGGCUCACUCUCCACAGAAAUGUGUCUUCAGCUUCUCUAAGAACGUCUCCUCGUCUGAUGCCGGGACUCAUUACUGCGCUGUGGCCACAUGUGGACAGAUAUUAUUUGGAAAUGGACCAAAACUCAACAUUAAAGAAACCGGCUUGGGGUCCUUUCGUGACAAUACGUGUCUGCUCCUGACGUGUGCUGUCUUGGCUAUAAGUGUGAACGUCGCAGCCGUCCUCAUCUACGCCAUCAAGAACAACAAGUGUGAUUAUUGCAAUAAUGAAGCUGCUGUUUUCCUUCGAGAAAAUCUUGCAAAAAGGAAGUUAAAGAGAAAUGACGACGCGUGGAUGUAUUCUACUGUCGUCUUCAAUGUGAUGCAACCUGCCGGUGGUGGAAGGAGGGACGCCAAAGCAGCGGAGAGAGAGAGGAUCUAUGCCGCCGUCAAGGCUUUUGGGUUGGAGUAGCAUGUUGAGGUCAGAUGGCGAAAUGUGACAGCUGAUGAUCCUGCUUUAACGUGUUGGUCUUACGCUUACAUGAACAUUUAGUUGACGGUAAUAAGAAUAUAUGGUCGAAGGCCUGUCGUCCAUCUAUGAUCCCCUCACACUGAUACUUCACACCAACUUCCUGUCUUUGUCAUCUGGGUUAUUUCUAGUCCUUCCCCUUGUCGUCUUUACCGAGAUUAAACAUUUCUAAAAUUGGACUUCUACCAAAAGUGGUACAUUUAAUGCUAACUAUGAUGUGGGUGAAAUGUAAUGUGUGAUGUGGCCGUGUGAAGUCCCAACUGGAGGUCUUCAUUGUUGUCAUCCUCACUGUUGUGGUGCUCGUUAAUAAAAUGCAUGACAGGAAAUGCUACAGUCGUACAAGAAUUCAAAAAGUGAAAUCUGUGGAGUUGUCGUGCCGCUACUUUUGGCUACAAAAAGAGACCACGAAUAAGGAAGCAUUUAUAUUUUGUUUGUGUUCACGUAUAAUAAAUGUAUUAAAAGUGUAUGCAUUUUGA
Molecule: messenger RNA, 1301 nt
Organism: Pseudoliparis swirei
Lineage: Eukaryota; Metazoa; Chordata; Actinopteri; Perciformes; Liparidae
Exons: 5
Coding region: 1-768 (255 amino acids)
Source: RefSeq, a predicted model, not a curated record